Messenger RNA from Gigantopelta aegis, 932 nucleotides. RefSeq names its product probable 18S rRNA (guanine-N(7))-methyltransferase. Gene Ontology annotation, molecular function: rRNA (guanine) methyltransferase activity. Lineage: Eukaryota; Metazoa; Mollusca; Gastropoda; Neomphalida; Peltospiridae. Bases 48 to 887 code for a protein of 279 amino acids. The record is from RefSeq and is a predicted model, not a curated record. Gene Ontology annotation, biological process: rRNA (guanine-N7)-methylation. Gene Ontology annotation, cellular component: nucleolus. The transcript has 10 exons.
UAGUACUGGGAUUGUUUAUUUUGAAUUCCACAUUUAUAUAAAUCAAAAUGGCAUCAUCUGGCCGUCCCGAAAAGCAAGCGCCGCCUGAAAUAUACUAUGGAGAAAAAGAAGCGAGAAAAUACACGUCAAAUUCACAUAUGAUAGAAAUUCAACAGCAACUGUCACAACGAGCGAUAGAACUUCUAUCUCUUCCAGAAGAUACUCCAUGUUUUAUAUUAGAUGUUGGUUGUGGUUCUGGACUGAGCGGUGAAUGUCUUACGGACUUAGGACACGUUUGGGUUGGACUAGAUAUCAGUCCUCACAUGUUAGAUGUAGCUGUGGAGAGAGAAGCAGAAGGCGACCUUGUUUUGUCAGACAUGGGCUAUGGUGUUCCUUUCAGACCAGGCACAUUUGAUGGUGUCAUUAGUAUUUCAGCUUUACAAUGGCUGUGUAAUGCAGAUAAGAGAUUUCAUCAUCCACCCAGAAGGUUACACAAGUUCUUCAGCACACUGUAUGCAGCUAUGAGUCGAGGAUCCCGUGCUGUGUUUCAGUUGUACCCAGAAAACAGUCAACAGCUGGAAUUGAUUACUCAACAAGCCAUGAAGGCAGGCUUCACUGGCGGUUUGGUCGUUGAUUUUCCCAACAGUACAAAAGCAAAAAAGAUGUACCUGUGUCUGUUUGCCGGUGGUGUUGUUCAGCAGUUACCCAAGGGUCUGGGAACAGAAGAAACUGUCCCAGGACAGAUACAGUACAGUGAUACAAGAGAAAGGAUAAGAGGUGCCCGGGGUAAACCAUUAAAGAAAAGUCGUGACUGGAUACUGGAGAAAAAAGAAAGAAGAAGAAGACAAGGAAAAGAUGUCAGAAAAGACACAAAGUACACAGGAAGACACAGAAAGUCAAGAUUUUAGUUAUUUUGAUGGACUAUAUAUAAAUUGCUAUUAUGAUAUACUAAA